ACGAUCCGAGCCUGCAAGGCAGCAGGGCAACUAUGCAUUGCCGUUUGCGAAUCGCCCCGGGCGCCAUGUUUCUGCAAACAGUGACAACAUGUCCAGCCCGGCGGCGCCCCAUGCCCAGCAAUCGUCGUCGAGCCAGCGCUCAUUCCCGGCUGCAGGUGUGCGCGAUGGUCGUCGUCGAAUGCAACAGCCGAUUGCUCCACCAAGCAAACGAGGACUGGCUUCCUCUCCGUCUGGCGUCGAUGCUCAGAACGCGCUCGAGAACUUGAACGAUGCAAGCGCUCGAGAUCGCCGCGGCAACAACGCCCGGGGCGCGACAGCUUCGUCACUGGCAAGGACUCGUUCCCCUCAAGUCAGCGGCGCAGCUCGCGGCGCGGCCGGCAACGCAGGUGGUCCUGGGUCUCUCAGCACCAAACCUCGGGUGACGGCGGUGACGCCCACGCGAAGCCGACAAGGGCUUCGAGCGAACUCGGCUGCAAGUGGGAAUGCUGCCGUGUCGACUGCGUUCACGAUUGCGCUGAACGACGCGACGGCCGAAAAGCCAAGUGCCAGGCAGCGCAGCAGCGCGCCUUCAGCCGGCGCGCGACGCAACGCUGUGGCAGCGACAAGUGGCAACAGAGCUUCAGCAGCACACAAGAGCGCUGCAGCGAUCGCCGGUGCUCAACACAUGUCGCAAACGUACAAUCAAGCGGGCAAAACCAAAAGCUCGAACGAAAAGCAGCCCGAGGACGAUGGCGGCGAAGGCAACGACGCUGACGGCGACGAGCCGGGUGAGCGCACGUUUGCGUCGUUCAAUACCAGCGGUUACGACAAGGACCUGAUCGAGUCCCUUGAGCGCGACAUUAUUUCCAAACACCCGAGCGUUCGAUGGACGGACAUUGCGGAUUUGGAGAAUGCCAAGCGUUUGCUCGAAGAAGCAGUCGUUCUGCCCAUGCUUCUCCCCGACUAUUUCACCGGCAUUCGUCGACCCUGGAAGGGCGUGCUGAUGGUCGGGCCUCCAGGCACUGGCAAGACCAUGCUGGCCAAAGCAGUCGCGACCGAGUGCGGAACGACCUUUUUUAACGUGUCUGCUUCGACGCUGACGUCCAAGUAUCGCGGCGACUCAGAGAAGCUCGUUCGUUUGCUCUUUGACAUGGCUCGCUUUUACGCACCGAGCACCAUUUUUAUCGACGAAAUUGACUCGAUUUGCAGCAAGCGCGGAGGGCACGAAGAACACGAAGCAAGUCGCCGUGUCAAAUCCGAGCUGCUUGUCCAGAUGGAUGGUGUUGGAUCGUCCACCGUGGGCGACGACGCCAGCAAAGUCGUGAUGGUACUCGCCGCCACCAACUUCCCUUGGGACUUGGACGAGGCGUUGCGACGACGUCUGGAGAAGCGCAUUUAUAUUCCGCUGCCAUCGGCCGAAGGUCGCUCUCAACUCCUCAAACUCAAUCUUCGCGGCGUGGCUCAGGCUGACGAUGUCAACGUGGAUGAGAUUGCGAAAAAGAUGGAGGGAUACAGCGGAGCGGACAUUACCAACGUUUGUCGAGACGCGUCCAUGAUGGCGAUGCGCCGUCGGAUUCACGGGCUGUCGCCAGAGGAGAUUCGCAACCUGCCAAAGGAAGAACUUGACAUGCCGGUGACCAUCCAAGACUUUCAAUCUGCUCUCAGCCAUGUCUCCAAGUCUGUGGGUACUGGCGACAUUGAAAAGCACGAAAAGUGGAUGGAAGAAUUCGGAUCUUCUUGAACUCGUUGCACAAAUCAGCAGUUGUCUUGUGGAAAUAGUUUUUGGCGUUGUUUGGUUUCGUUCCCCACAGCACGGCAUGCAGCUUUAGCAAUGUAGUUUUGUGAGAACUUGGCAAGAUUCUGGUGAGACUUUUGUUCUGCUUUGCCAAUCCGAGCAAAAAAAAAACUCCAACGUUUGC
This is a messenger RNA of Capsaspora owczarzaki ATCC 30864, 1898 nucleotides long. RefSeq names its product katanin 60-PA. The record is from RefSeq and is a predicted model, not a curated record. Gene Ontology annotation, molecular function: microtubule severing ATPase activity; microtubule binding; ATP hydrolysis activity. NCBI's taxonomy places the organism in Eukaryota, Filasterea, Ministeriida, Capsasporidae. Gene Ontology annotation, cellular component: microtubule cytoskeleton. Bases 665 to 1720 code for a protein of 351 amino acids. The transcript has 5 exons. Gene Ontology annotation, biological process: microtubule severing.